GUUCAAUUAUUGUCGUGGAACUAAAGAAAUAUUACAUGGUGUCAGAAGUGGGAUUUCUUUCCCAACCAUUGGAAUUCGAAAGUAUCGUCUCCGGUGCAGCGUGUCGUCGUCGAAGACAGUGAACAAAUUCUAAUUCGGCCGGAUAAAGAUAACUGCAAUGAUGGAGUCGCGUUUACCAAACCCGCUGGACUGUGUUAACUUGGCAGCUGAAUGGCCAAAGUGGAAGCAGACGUUUUUGAUUUACAUGAUCGCUAACAAAAAGGAUGGUGACUCGGAACAGAGCAAAAUUGCCACAUUUCUGUGGUUGAUCGGACAACGGGGAGUUGAAAUAUUUAAUACGCUAUUCCCGAAUGAUGGAAGUUUUGAUGGAAUGUUCGGUGGAGCUGCUGCUGGUGGAGCUGCUGCUGGUGGUGCAGCCGGUGCUGCUGGUGAUGACGCUGGUGCUGUGGGAGAUGAUGUUGAUGUUGCCGGUGAUGAAAGAGACGCUGCUGUUGUUGGAGAUGCAGUCCCUGCUGGUAGAGGACGAACGUUGGCUGACGUCAUCAAAGCCUUCGAUGAUUACUGUAUGCCAAGAAAAAAUGUCGCAAUGGAAGCAUUUAAAUUUAACAUGAUUAUCCAGAAGGAGAAACAAUCAUUUGGUAAUUUUGAAACGGAGCUACGAACCCAAUUGCAGUUUUGCGAAUUUCAAUGCGCGAACUGUCAUACAUCUUAUGCAGAUAGAUUGUUGCGCGACCGGAUCAUAAUUGGAGUGCAAGAUAAGAAAUUGCAAUUGAAAUUACUGGAUGGAAAGGAUGAUCCGUUGACCAAGGUGGUUGAAUCUUGCAAGGUGUUCGAAGCCGCUGCUGCCAAUAAACAAUUGUUAGACAGAAAGUGUUUUAAUGCCGAAGUCAAGGCGGUGGUUGAAGAAACUAUGGAAACCGGAGUUCCAGAGGUAACAGUAGUGAAACGUAGUUGUUAUAAUUGUGGUCAAGCUUUCAGUACUCAGCAUUUCCGUCACUGUCCGGCGGUUAACAUCAGGUGCAAUAAAUGUGGCCGAAUCGGCCAUUUCCAAAAAUUUUGCAAAGGAGGAACAGCUGAUACUACCAAGGGGAGACCGCAGAAGACGAAUGAUAUGAAGAGGAGUGCAGUGAAGUCAGUCAGAUCAAUUGACUGGCGUGACUCAGAGGAAGUCUGAAUGAUCAAGUGGUAGACCGUGUGAGAUGGAUGAAAACCUUUUUGAUCAAGAACUGCCCUGUUACAUUUAAGCUUGACACUGGAUCUGAUAUAAACUGUGUACCGUUGAACCUUAUUAAAAAAUUAAAUAUUGGAUUGUCGCUGUUUAAGCGGUAUCGUAUUUUGGACUACAGUUCUAAUGA
Topomyia yanbarensis is the source of this 1355-nucleotide messenger RNA. RefSeq lists its product as uncharacterized. Gene Ontology annotation, molecular function: nucleic acid binding; zinc ion binding. Lineage: Eukaryota; Metazoa; Arthropoda; Insecta; Diptera; Culicidae. The record is from RefSeq and is a predicted model, not a curated record. The transcript has 2 exons. Bases 158 to 1174 code for a protein of 338 amino acids.